AUGCAGCAACGACUCGCCAUCCUGACGGGCAUGGCGCGGGGGCUGGAGUAUCUGCACGGCUUCAGCAUCGUGCAUCGCGACAUCAAGCCCGCCAACGUGGUGCUGGACGCGCGCAUGCACGCCAAGCUCGCUGACUUUGGGCUGGUGCGACUUGGGGAAGGUACAUCUGUGGCCGCUACCCGAGUCAUGGGCACGCCGGGCUAUGUGGACCCCGCUUACUACCGCUCCCACAAGGCCACUCCCAAGGCCGACGUGCACAGCUUUGGAGUGGUGAUGGUGGCGGUGAUCACGGCUCGCAAGGCCAUCUACAACAUCGAGUCAAACCAAGCAGCAGCCCUAGUGGCAGCAGGGGACGUGGCGGCCCUCAAAGACCCACACCUGCAAGCACCGGACGACCUGGUGCUGCGCAUGGCACGCCUGGCGCUCACCUGCACCGCCAUGCCCACGGCGUCUCGCCCGGGCAUGAGCCGUGUGCUGGCAGAGCUGCUGCUGCUCAAGGAGGAGUUCUUCGGGGAGGACAAGGACCGCAUGGCUGUUAGGAUUGACCACGAGAUCGAGAGCUCCGAGCAGGUCGACUUCAGCUUGGAGCUGGCUCGUAUUGAAGGCAAUCAACAUGGUAGUUAG
Molecule: messenger RNA, 624 nt
Organism: Closterium sp. NIES-65
Lineage: Eukaryota; Viridiplantae; Streptophyta; Zygnematophyceae; Desmidiales; Closteriaceae
Source: the annotation of a GenBank genome assembly